GUGAAAGUAAAACCUGGAGGUUCCAGUGCUCAUUAUGUGUUGGUCGGUGAAAGUCUUUGGAAAAUUCGCCAGGUUUGGUGUGCUUUAUGCUAAUGUAGAAAUAUCCUGCUGCCUGAAUGAUAUGUAAUGAGCCGAAUUUGAACUCCGAGCCAUUCUGCAACUGAGUGGAUUUCACUGUAUGGUGGAGCAAGAAGCUAAUCCAAGUCUCAAUCCUGAAGAGCGUAAUCGCAGUUCUGUUCGUGGAAGGGGUGACAUGGAAAACUCAGAUCUUCUUUAUCACUUAUCCCAUGAGGAAUUUGCUUUGUUCAGCCAAGCACCAACUUCUGGAAGUGGAAGAGUUAAUGAAAGAAACCAUGCAGGAAAUGGAGCAGAUCUGGGCAAAACACUCAUAGCUAAGUCAGCGAGCCACUCACCAAAUUUGCUGAAAGAUCACAAUAAAUUAAUGUUGUGCGAACAAAAGUUUUCUGAAAGAGUUGUAACGUUCUUUGGAGAAAAGGCCAAAGAUGCUAAUGGGAAAGAAAAUGUCAGCUUUCCUGUACACCGUGGCAAUGCAGUCAAGAAACGAAAGACACGAUCAUCUUGUAAAUCGAAUGCCAGAAAGCACAAGCAGUGUAACGUAGAACUUGUCAAAAAGAAUUUGCAGACACAUAAUCCAGACAACAAAACAGAAGAGCAUAACGAAACAAGGCAGAGUACAAGAAUGAUUUGGAUGUCAGAUGAAGAAAUAGAACGAAGGAAGGAUUUAUAUCUUCGGCUCGUUUCACACCAUGUAAACAAUGGUCAAAGGAUUCAAGGACCAAUGCAAGAGUUGCUGUGCCUCAUGAAUCAGGUGGCUGAUAGAGAAUACAGAAAUUAUUCCAGUACUUGGCAGCACCCAUCAGAUCUCACCACUAGAAAUUAUUGCAGGAGGAAUGCAAAUUCAUUCCGCAAGCUUAAUCUCCACGAAUGGGCCAUCAGCAAUGGACGUUAUUGCCGUUUCAGCGGAAUGCCAGAUCACCGUUUUCGCAGACCUAUACUUUAGUCACAGAAUACAUUGUUGGAAUCGGUCAUGUUCUUCUGACAUGUCACAACAUUUGCAGGUUCAUUUUGUGUGGGUAAUCCUGUGCUUGUGAGAGAAAUUUCUUAGUGGGAGGUUUUGUUUUUGCAGGAAAAUGCUGUUGAAUAUCUGAUUGGGGGAUGUGGGGGAAGGUAGCUGUGUUCUGUAGGAGUUGGAAAAGAUGACAAGUCUUUAAUAGAUUAUACUUGCUGCAGACAAUGCUAUUGGUCUUUGUAAAGUAGUUUAGUUGAGAUCAUACAGGGAAAAAAAAACAGCAAGCAUGAUUUGUUGUCCUUUUAAUCUUGAGGUAGAUUGCACUAUCAUGAAAUUAAUAUUUAAUUUGUGCCUGUGAAUUUGCCUGCCAAAAUUCAGAAGCCAGUGAGAAAUGUUACACUUUCAGCAGUCAUAGCUAUAAUACAGGUCUAUACUCUGAAAUUAUACUGUAAAAUUGCAGAGUCUGGAAAGUCAAUUGUUAAUGUUUCUAACUGGAUAUGUUUGAUUUUACAAAUUUAAGCGAACUGCUGAGUGUUGAGAAGCAGAGCUCUGGUUUGAUUUGUUUUUAUUCUGCAGGCUUGAAAGUUCAUUUGAAAUGUGUAACUAGCAAUGAAGCAUAAUUAAUUUUGGUUCUCAAGUAGUUUAUUUUUUUCUUUCCAUCAAAUAUUAAAGAAGGAAACUGUUGCAACACCACUUUCUGUCUGCCUUUGAAACUCUCGGGGCAUGACAUCAAGGAGCCCAAAAAAUGUGGAGAUUUUAACCUUGCAUUUUUAUUUCUGUUUGAAACAAAAUCAGUUAUGUUUGGUGACUAUUUAAAUUCCACACAUUAGCAACUGAAGGAAAAUUAUUCCAAAUUGCAACAAGCUGAAGCCCAUGGCCUAACUUCCAUGUGUUGCUGUCAGUUUCAAAUAACAAUCAAUAGUUUUAAUCAUGUAGGUAUCAGACUUGCACUGAAACUGACAUAUCAUGAUUUUGAAGACAUUCUUGAAUCUGAUGGUGUGAAGUAGGGUUGUUGUACUAUGUGGCUGAUUUACUCUGCAGUAAAACAAACUUUGCAGAUGUGAUCAGUUUACAUCCGGACUCCAGUAGGACAAUUAGAUGUACAGCAAAGCAAACACGUGCCUCUUUUUGGAAUUCUGUUUGGCAGUUUUUUUGAUCUUGAAAUGUCAAAAAUGUAUAUCUUGUCUUUUUAAUAGGCUAUUAAAUCCUUUUGUAUUUCCAUGUUAAUCACUUCAGCUAAC
Messenger RNA from Rhincodon typus (whale shark), 2271 nucleotides. Its product is annotated as S100P-binding protein-like. Gene Ontology annotation, molecular function: calcium-dependent protein binding. Bases 179 to 1021 code for a protein of 280 amino acids. The transcript is spliced from 7 exons. NCBI's taxonomy places the organism in Eukaryota, Metazoa, Chordata, Chondrichthyes, Orectolobiformes, Rhincodontidae. The record is from RefSeq and is a predicted model, not a curated record. Gene Ontology annotation, cellular component: cytosol; nucleus.